AUGGUCCAGGAACCGAAGCCCAUCUUCCGGGCCGUGGCCACGUCAACACGACCGCUUUACCAGCUUUUACGAUGCAUUAACUUUUCACCAAGAGUGCACGUUCAAAUUACAGAGGACGGCAUUCGAUUCGCGGCAGACCACGCCCGCGUUAUGCAGGGAGUGGCCUUUCUGGACAAAGCCCUCUUUACAUCCUACACUGUCAAUCUACCGGAACCCGAUGAUGAUGCCGAUACUGCAGAAGUAUCCAGCUUUCAAAUUUCGCUGUCUUCGUUUUUGGAAGUCUUGCAAAUUUUUGGUGCCGUUGACGUUGCUACUCGAGCGCAGAAGGCGGAACAGGAUCCGUAUAGAAGUAAUAUACGAAACUACCGCCCAGAUGCUUUCAGCAACCAAACGCUAGGCAUUUCGGGGACGUGCAGUCUUGUGUACGGAGAGACUGGUGAUCCCUUUAGAGUUACUAUCGAAGAGUCUGGCGUCAAGACUACUGCCAGUCUCAGCACCUACUUGCCCGAGAACCCGGAAGACAUCCCGUUUGAUCGCGAGGACCUCUGCUUCAAAAUCAUCAUGCCGUCGCGGUCUCUUCUUGAUUCCCUCUCCGAGAUAUUGCCAACAGCCCCGAUUAAACUUGCGUUGACGGCAACCAAGACGAGCCCAUAUUUGACUUUGGCUGGCCGAGGAGACCUUGGAAGCUCUGGCGUGGACUUUGCACGCGGAAGAGAGAUCUUGGAGACGUUUAGCAUCCGAGACCGGUGGUCACAGACAUUCAAGUUUGAUUUCAUCAAGAGCUCGACGGAAGCCAUGAGAAUUGCGACCAAAGUGAGUCUACGAGGAGACGGACAAGGCGUGCUAAGCCUGCAGUUUAUGGUGGAUAUGGAGGGUGGCAAGCGAAGCUUUCUUGAUUUUCGCUUUGUGCCCUUUAUUGCACAAGACGAGGACGAGGACGAUGGCGACGACGCUGCUGCAGGUAGCGAUGCGGAUAACAGUUAA
This is a messenger RNA of [Torrubiella] hemipterigena, 984 nucleotides long. The record is from the annotation of a GenBank genome assembly. NCBI's taxonomy places the organism in Eukaryota, Fungi, Ascomycota, Sordariomycetes, Hypocreales, Clavicipitaceae.